AGAUCAUCGAUGCAUUUAUUGAAUACCUAGUUGAGCGUCGGCGGUUUUCUUGGAUUUUUACAUUUUGGAGCUGAUUUUCAGGCAUGGACGACCAAAAGAAUGAUAAUCUUAAUGGAGUAGAAUUAACAGAAGCAGAAAAUGAAUUAUAUGAUAGACAAAUACGUCUUUGGGGCUUAGAGUCGCAAAAAAGAUUACGCACAGCAAAAAUACUAGUAUCGGGACUAUGUGGUAUCGGCGCGGAAGUUACAAAAAAUAUAAUUCUUUCAGGUGUUCACUCGGUAAUAUUGCAAGAUGAAAAAAGUGUUACAGAAGAGGAUUUCUGUGCGCAGUUCUUAGUGCCGCGCACAGCAAUAGGGCAAAACAGAGCAGAAGCGUCAAUCGAGCGAGCGCGUGCUCUUAAUCCAAUGGUGGAGAUAUCCGCUGACACGGGAUCACUGGCCUCGAAAAAUAUUGAAUACUUUGCAGAGUUCGACGUCGUAGUUGCGAUUGGCGCUACCAAUAAAGAAUUAUUAAGAGUUGAUAAUAUUUGUCGAGAGAAAGCAAUUAAGUUCUUUUGUGGAGAUGUAUGGGGAAUGUUUGGAUAUUGCUUUGGUGAUCUUCAGGAACACACAUUUGUUGAGGAUGUGGUAAAGCACAAAGUCGUUUCCAAGCCCAAUGAAAAAGUCAAAACUGAGUUAAUCACUGCAGCUGUACAACGUACUCUGAAUUUUCCACCUUUGAGUUCAGUUCUUGAAUUCGAUAUCAAUGCUCCAAUAUUUCAAAAGAAACUAAAGCGUACAGGACCUGCUCUGGUUUUGAUGCGUGUUCUUCAAGAAUUCCGAGAAACUUGUAAUAGAGAUCCUAGCUAUAAAACACGUGAUGCUGACAUCGGCGAAUUAAAGCGUAUAAGAAAUGAAAUAACACGGGUAUCCACUUUGAGUGACGAAUAUUUUGAGAAUGUAUUUGCACAAGCUUCCCCAUCUGCAGCAGUCGUUGGAGGUGUUAUGUCUCAGGAAAUAAUUAAAGUGGUUUCGAAAAAAGAAGCGCCCCAUUGUAAUGUAUUUCUCUUUGACCCCGAUACCUGUUGCGGAUUUGUAGAAACCAUUGGAUUGAAUUGAUAUAAUCGCGAAAACUAAAUAAAAACAAAACAUCUUUAUUGUAAACGAUGUUAUUUUUA
Messenger RNA from Rhagoletis pomonella (apple maggot), 1156 nucleotides. RefSeq names its product SUMO-activating enzyme subunit 1 (gene Aos1). Gene Ontology annotation, biological process: protein sumoylation. The record is from RefSeq and is a predicted model, not a curated record. Gene Ontology annotation, molecular function: SUMO activating enzyme activity. Gene Ontology annotation, cellular component: SUMO activating enzyme complex; cytoplasm. Lineage: Eukaryota; Metazoa; Arthropoda; Insecta; Diptera; Tephritidae.